AUGAUCCAUCUUACUAUCUACCGCGCCAUUGGAGUAUUUGUGAUGGAUCAUGACGAUAUACGUAGAGUGGCAAGUCUUAUUCUUUAUAUAGGAAUACAUCGUCUUGUUUCAGAAACAAGAAUAGAAAAAAAUCGAGCAAAACAAUGCGUAUUUAAACUACCUUUACCUGAACAACAAGGAAAAUGCUCUACUGAUACGUCAACUUUUGUUAGUCAAUCGGAAUGCAAAGAGUCAUGUCACGCUGACAAUACAUGUCGUGGAUUUACAUAUGGCACUAGCCUGAAUAUAUGUCAGCAACAUGACUGCCCUUCAUCGGAAAAAGAGGGACGUUCGUCUACUAUAUACGUCAGAAAACUAUGCGGAUAUUCUGCGUGUCAGUAUAUAGAAAUUGGUGGUAAUAAAGGAGCCUACAAAACGCAAUUAAACUACUUUGAACUAUGUAUGUCACAAUGUGAAAGUUAUGCCAGCUGCCUCGGAUUCGAAUUAGGAUCCGGAUCCGCUUCUUCCGGCGCAGUAUGCACUACUUACGGUUCUCCAAUUACAACAGAAAUGUCUAGUUCUGGCAGCCGAAUAUUGUUUACAAAGAAAUGUCCAGGUGUAACUUAUUUAAGUCCUUGCAAAUGGACAUCACAUGGGAAUGGAACCAUCGGCGACUGUCUCUUCUAUGACGUCAUUCAUGGUUCUUUAAUGUCGUGCCUUGCUGUGUGUGAUAGCGAAGUGUGGUGUUUGGGGAUUUCUUACUUUGAAGAGUUACACAUGUGUUACCUUUAUCCAUGUAAAAGUAGCGUCCGACAGGAUGAAACCAUGCAGUUUUAUUCACAUCUUUGUCCAGAGCCAAUUACACCCUCUGAUGCAACUCAUCAAGAGUCCACAUCAUCGCAUGACGAUAUAUUGGUUGGUUUAGAAGUCAUGACGUCACUGUAUUUUAAUCAAACAGUCAACACAACAGAAAGUGAGAUGACAGAUUUAUUUUCAAAUCCUGUUCCAACCACAACAGCCCGCACAACAUAUAUAACAUAUAACAACACCGUAUUGUGUUUAUGCAAAUGUAUUGAAAGCAGCAAUGAAACAUAUCCACAAUUUUACAAUCGAAUAAUAGAACCUUUGAAACUCGAUAAAAAACAACUAUCUUCAUACAUUAGGAAAAGGAACUCUGCUAACGAUGACAGAAAAUCGGCCGCCUAUUUUGGUUACGGAGGAAUAUUUGUUCUAGUUACUGCUAUUGUUGUUAUUGUGUUAGCGGAUUUCACACUGUUGUGCAAGAAUAUCAACAAACUACGGAAAAAAGCGUCUAUGUAAUUCA
This is a messenger RNA of Mytilus trossulus (common blue mussel), 1303 nucleotides long. RefSeq lists its product as uncharacterized. NCBI's taxonomy places the organism in Eukaryota, Metazoa, Mollusca, Bivalvia, Mytilida, Mytilidae. The transcript has 7 exons. The coding region runs from base 1 to 1299 and encodes 432 amino acids. The record is from RefSeq and is a predicted model, not a curated record.